AUGCUCAAUGUCACCGAUGUGACAGAGUUUAUUCUCUUGGGACUCACCAGUCACCGGGAAUGGCAAGUCCUCUUCUUCAUCAUUUUCCUGGUGGUCUACAUCAUCACCGUGGUGGGUAAUAUCAGCAUGAUCAUGCUAAUUAAGGUCAGUCCACAGCUUGGCAGCCCCAUGUACUUUUUUCUAAGUCAUCUGUCAUUAGUGGAUGUGUGGUUUUCUUCCAAUGUCACCCCUAAAAUGUUGGAAAACCUGUUAUCAGAGACAAAAACUAUUUCUUACGCUGGUUGCUUGGUACAGUGUUUCUUCUUUAUAGCCCUUGUCCACGUAGAGAUUUUUAUUCUCGCUGUGAUGGCCUUUGACAGGUACAUGGCCAUCUGCAACCCUCUGCUUUAUGGCAGUAAAAUGUCCAGGACUGUCUGUAUUCAGCUCAUCUCUGUGCCUUAUGUCUACGGAUUCUCUAUUAGCCUAAUAUGCACCCCGUGGACAUAUGGCUUGUACUUCUGUGGAAAUUUUGAAAUUAACCACUUCUAUUGUGCUGACCCUCCUCUCAUCAAGAUUGCCUGUGGGGGGAUACACAUCAAAGAAUACACCAUGAUAGUUACUGCUGGGAUUAACUUCACAUACUCCCUCUCAGUGGUCUUCAUGUCCUAUACCCUCAUUGUAAUAGCCGUGCUACGCAUGCGCUCUGCUGACGGGAGGAGGAAGGCGUUCUCCACCUGCGGGUCCCACUUGAUGGCUGUUACCAUGUUUUAUGGGACUCUCAUAUUCAUGUAUCUCAGGAGGCCCACUGAAGAGUCUGUGGAGCAGGGGAAAAUGGUAGCUGUGUUUUAA
Camelus dromedarius (Arabian camel) is the source of this 828-nucleotide messenger RNA. Its product is annotated as olfactory receptor 5M9. Gene Ontology annotation, cellular component: membrane. Gene Ontology annotation, biological process: sensory perception of smell; G protein-coupled receptor signaling pathway. The record is from RefSeq and is a predicted model, not a curated record. Gene Ontology annotation, molecular function: olfactory receptor activity; G protein-coupled receptor activity; odorant binding. The transcript has 2 exons. NCBI's taxonomy places the organism in Eukaryota, Metazoa, Chordata, Mammalia, Artiodactyla, Camelidae. Bases 1 to 828 code for a protein of 275 amino acids.